Quercus robur (English oak) is the source of this 2075-nucleotide messenger RNA. RefSeq names its product probable inorganic phosphate transporter 1-9. Gene Ontology annotation, biological process: transmembrane transport. The record is from RefSeq and is a predicted model, not a curated record. Gene Ontology annotation, molecular function: transmembrane transporter activity. NCBI's taxonomy places the organism in Eukaryota, Viridiplantae, Streptophyta, Magnoliopsida, Fagales, Fagaceae. The transcript is spliced from 2 exons. The coding region runs from base 289 to 1833 and encodes 514 amino acids. Gene Ontology annotation, cellular component: membrane.
GCACCAUAAUAUAUACAGUGGUAUUCAGAUAAUUCAAUAUAGAAAUAUUCUUGAAAUCAUGGGAUCCGCAUCUUCACUGGAAUAAUAGACCCAAACAAGUCAAUGGUCCACCCUUCCAUCACUGUCAACGAAACAACCUGACGCCAUCGUGUUGAUCAACUUGAAUUAACCUAUCGGACUUAUUUCAAAGUUUUAAUUUUUAUAAAUAUACCCGUAUAUAUAACUAAAACCCUACCCUGUCAACAAAAGAGAAAAAAAGACAGCCCCAUUUUUUUUUCCAGUCCAGAAAUGGGUUUGAAGGUUCUUUCAGCGCUUGACACUGCAAAAACUCAGUUAUAUCAUUUCAAAGCCAUAAUCGUAGCUGGGAUGGGUCUUUUCACUGAUGCAUAUGACCUAUUUUGUAUCCCUCCGAUUUUAAGUCUGAUCGGAAGGGUGUACUAUGAGCAAGACAAGCUAAAGUACCAGAUCCCACCUGGGGUUAUUUCAGCUACGGUAGCGAUUGCUCUGUUGGGCACCACGAUUGGUCAACUGGUGUUCGGUAGACUCGGGGACCGAAUAGGAAGGCGACGCGUGUACGGCAUAGCAUUGAUGAUAAUGGUGCUGAGCUCGCUGGGCUGUGGCUUUUCGAUUUGCAAAUCGAGAGAGUGCGUUCUGGUGAGCCUCUCGUUUUUCAGGUUCUUUUUGGGGGUUGGGAUUGGUGGGGACUACCCUCUGUCGGCAACGAUUAUGUCGGAGUUCGCUAACAAGAGGACACGUGGAGCCUUCAUAGCCGCUGUGUUUUCGAUGCAAGGGUUUGGAAUCUUGGCAUCAUCGACGGUCACGAUGGUCGUGUGUGCCAUAUUCGAGCAUGUGUCGAGAUCACACGAUCAUACAUCACACACAGUUUCGGUUGAUCACACGCCGAGAGGAGUUGAUAUUGCAUGGAGAUUGAUACUGAUGCUGGGUGCUGUACCAGCUGCAUUGACAUACUAUUGGAGGAUGAUGAUGCCUGAGACUGCCAGAUAUACAGCUUUGGUAGAGCUAAAUGUUCUUCAAGCAGCCAAGGACAUGGAGAAAGUGUUAGAUGUUUCAAUAAGUCAGAUUGCAGAAGAUGACCCACAGCCACUACAUCAACCAUCCUAUCCCCUCUUCUCAAAGCAGUUCUUACGUCGCCAUGGCCGUGACCUAUUCUCUUGUGCCACCUCAUGGUUUCUUCUUGACAUUGUCUUUUACAGCAACAAUCUCUUCCAAUCUCAGAUAUAUAAAAAGUACCUUGGUGACCGAAGAAAAAAGAACGCCUAUCAAGAUGCUUUCAAUGUAGCAAAACUUCAAGCAAUCGUAGCAAUCUGUUCCACAGUUCCAGGUUACUGGUUCACCGUCUAUUUCAUUGAUCGCAUUGGAAGAGUGAGAAUUCAACAAAUGGGCUUCUUAUUCAUGGCAAUUGUUUAUUUAGCAAUUGGAAUACCCUAUUACACGUAUUGGGAGCAUAACACAAAUGUAGGUUUCAUGGUCCUCUAUGGGCUCACCUUUUUCUUCUCAAAUUUUGGGCCCAACACUACCACUUUCAUAGUGCCUGCGGAACUUUUUCCCGCUAGAUUUAGAUCUACAUGUCAUGGUGUUUCUGGUGCUGCUGGCAAGGUGGGGGCAAUUAUUGGGUCUGUUGGAUUUUUGUGGGCUUCACAUAACAAGAAAGAGGAUGGUUAUCCCAAAGCAAUUGGAAUGGAAAUCUCUUUGGUAAUUUUGGGCUUAGUUUGUAUUACGGGAUUGUUGGUAACAACUUUUUUCACAAGAGAAACCAUGGGGAGAUCAUUAGAAGAAAAUGAGAAUGAAAGUGAGGAUGAGAAUGUGAAUUAAAUUUUUUUAGUGUACUGUCUAUACCCACUCAUAUUCAUUUCUCAACGAAGCUGGGGCUGCCUGGAGCUCUUUCUACGUGUGUACUUUUAUAUCAAAGACAUGAUGAGUCUCUUUUAUCUCCUCCGGCCUCACGCACAAACUAGGCUAGAGAAAUUUGUGUAAUUUAGAUUUUGUGCUGAGGUAUGGCAGAGAACUUGUAAUUGUAUUUGAAAUGGCAAAGUUCUUGUAUAUAAAGCUGGAAA